Messenger RNA from Plutella xylostella (diamondback moth), 2105 nucleotides. The record is from RefSeq and is a predicted model, not a curated record. NCBI's taxonomy places the organism in Eukaryota, Metazoa, Arthropoda, Insecta, Lepidoptera, Plutellidae.
UAUGCUGCUUCGAUGCGAUCGUUUAUCUAUUUAUCGCGGCUUUUGAUUAAAAUGUUAAUGUGAAAUCUCACUAAUUUACCUCAAUACAAAACUAUAACCGAACCUUUCAUUAUAUUACAACCAAAUAAAUAAAUUCUAACCUAAAACCAUGGAGGAGGAAACCCAAAAACCCGAAGAUGUCUCUGAAAAUGUGGAUUCGGCGCCUAAACCGGAGUUUAAAAAGCCAGUGCUGUUUGGCCGUGUUGGAAAACUUCCCCAAAAAGUUAAAAAUGAGGCUGAAAAAGCGAAAGGCGUCGAUACAAAGCCGAAAGAAGAUGACAAAAUGGAUAAGCCUAAAGAACGUGUUUCUGCUAAGAGUUCUUUACCACCAGCUCUGCUGCUCAAGGAAAUGUCUACACCGAUACCGUAUAAAGAACCCAAAUGGUCUGGGUUGUGUCCUGAUGGCACGGAGUAUGCCCUAGAAGUGCUGAAGUCGGGCAUGAUCCUGGAGCAGGUGAAGCUGACGCAGAAGCCGUACCUCGUGUUCGGGAGGCUCGCCAACUGCGAUGUCGUCAUGGCACAUCCUACUAUAUCUAGACACCACGCAGUCGUCCAAUACAAGGCGUUCGCAGAGGACGGAGAGCCUCCGUCCGGCUGGUACCUCUACGACCUCGGCUCCACACACGGCACCUUCCUGAACAAGGACAGAGUGAAGCCGCAGCACUACACGAGGGUUAGAGUGGGACACCAGAUCAAGUUUGGGACGAGCACGAGGACUUAUGUUAUGCUGGGCCCAGACUUCGACAGCGAAGGCGAAUCCGAGCUAUCCGUGACAGAGAUCAAACAGAGAUCCGUGGAGAUGAAGAAAGAGCGAGACAGAAUGAUCCAGGAGGCCAUAGAGCAGAGGGAGAAGGAUAGACUGGAGGAGGAGAGGAAGAGAGAGGAGCAAGGCAUUGAUUGGGGCAUGGGCGAGGACGCAGAAGAAGAGACGGACCUGUCGGAGAACCCGUUCGCAGCCACCAACAACGAGGAGCUGUACCUCGAGGACCCCAAGAAGACUUUGAGAGGAUAUUACGAAAGGGAAGGCCAUGAAUUGGUCUAUGACUGCGAAGAAAGAGGUGUUGGGCAGUACAUAUGCAGGGUAGAACUGCCAAUAGACGACGCUCGCGGCCGUCCCGUCAUGGCGGAAGUGGUCCACAAGGGGAAGAAGAAAGAGGCUGUGGUCGCUUGUGCCAUGGAGGCUUGCAGGAUCCUGGACAGGGCUGGGCUGUUGCGGCAGGCUAAACAUGAGUCCCGCCGCCGCAAGCAGCGCGACUACAGCGCCGACGACUACUACGACUCGGACGACGACGUGUUCCUCGACCGCACCGGCGCCGUCGAGCGGAAACGGGACUUGAGGAAACGGAAACACACGCAGGAGGAGAGGAAGGAAGAAGUGCCGCUGACUUAUGACGGGCUGUUACAACAGAUCACGGAAAUCGAGCAGAAAAUAGCCGUAGAAGAGAAAGGCCUAGACCGCCUGCGGGCACUAGGGAAACCUAAACAAGAGGAGGAGGUAGAAGGGGACAGUCUAGACAACUUCAUGUCUAGUCUGGGCAAGCAGGGACACAGUAUGGCGCAGAAAGCUGAGAUCUCUAGUACUAAGAUGAAGAUACAGAAGCUCAAAGCCGAACUCAGUAAAACCCAGAGACUGGCCGAGCUCGCUCGCCCGGCGCACCUGCCGCCGCUUAUCAAGAAAGAUGACAGCAAGAUGGCCGUCAAAGUGAAUAACUCGGUGGUUUAUGGGAAGCGAAUACGGCUAAAAGAAGACUCAGACAAGCGGCCAAAAGCAAAACAACCAACAAAACAAAAAGAGGACGAAUUCAUAGAAGAAGUGGACUCAGAAGAAGAAUCAGAACCUUCUAGAAGUGAACCAGAAGUAGACAGCAGUACGCAGAAAGCAGAAAAGAAAGAAGAUAGUAAAAAGACAGAAGUAAAAAGAAUGUUUGGUCCGAUGAGGCCACCUGAAGACUAUGUUGUACCUGAAGGGUAUUUUAAUCAGGAAUCUGAUAGAGACUUACCAGAAAUUAUGGAUGAUGAAACCUGAGAUGUUGUAGUAAAUAAACAGAAUCAAGUUAGUUUUUUAA